Marmota flaviventris (yellow-bellied marmot) is the source of this 5120-nucleotide messenger RNA. Lineage: Eukaryota; Metazoa; Chordata; Mammalia; Rodentia; Sciuridae. The record is from RefSeq and is a predicted model, not a curated record.
UGCUGGUGGCUCUCAGCGGCCGGAGCCGGAUUCUGUAACCCGGGUGUGGGCCCGCGUCAGUCCGUCCCUCCUUUGGCCCCCUCUCUCGUCUUCCGGAGUGUGGUUGGCGGAGCCGGGAUGGCGGAGCGAGGCCGGGAGCCCUCGCCGGCGGCAGUGGCUGCGUUGCCUCCCGAAGUGCGGGCGCAGCUGGCGGAACUGGAGCUGGAGCUCUCAGAGGGGGACAUCACACAGAAGGGAUAUGAAAAGAAGAGGUCCAAACUCCUGUCUCCUUACAGCCCACAGACACAAGAAACUGAUUCAGCAGGACAGAAGGAACAUAGAAACCAGACUCCUGCUCCAGCUGCAACUCAAACUUCCGCUCCCUCUAAGUACCACCGAUCUAGGUCUGGAGGAGCCAGGGAUGAGCGAUACCGAUCAGAUAUCCACACAGAAGCAGUUCAAGCUGCACUGGCAAAACAUAAGGAACAAAAAAUGGCUUUGCCCAUGCCCACCAAAAGGCGGUCCACAUUUGUCCAGUCUCCUGCAGAUGCUUGUACGCCUCCUGACACGUCUUCGGCCUCUGAGGAUGAGGGCUCUCUGAGACGCCAAGCUGCGCUCUCUGCUGCCUUGCAACAGAGCUUACAGAAUGCUGAGUCCUGGAUCAACCGUUCAAUUCAGGGAUCGUCCACUUCUUCAUCCGCAUCUUCUACGCUGUCCCAUGGAGAGGUCAAAGGAACCAGUGGGUCUCUAGCUGAUGUAUUUGCCAAUACCCGAAUAGAGAAUUUCUCUGCGCCCCCAGAUGUCACUACAACUACCUCUUCUUCCUCAUCAUCAUCCUCAGUACGCCCAGCAAAUAUUGAUCUGCCCCCCUCGGGGAUAGUAAAAGGCAUGCACAAAGGAUCCAACAGGUCCAGCCUUAUGGAUACAGCUGAUGGUGUCCCUGUCAAUAGCAGAGUAUCCACAAAAAUCCAGCAGCUUCUUAACACUCUGAAACGACCCAAAAGGCCUCCUUUGAAGGAAUUUUUUGUAGAUGACUCUGAAGAAAUUGUGGAAGGUAUACCUCAGCCAGACCCCAACCAGCCCAAGCCUGAGGGGCGGCAGAUGACGCCUGUGAAGGGAGAACCCCUAGGAGUCAUCUGUAACUGGCCACCUGCGCUGGAAUCUGCCCUGCAGCGAUGGGGUUCCACCCAAGCCAAGUGCCCCUGUCUGACUGCACUUGAUGUGACAGGGAAACCAGUUUACACACUUACAUAUGGAAAGUUGUGGAGCAGAAGUUUGAAGUUGGCCUACACACUGCUUAAUAAACUGGGUACCAAAAAUGAACCUGUGUUAAAACCUGGAGACAGGGUAGCCCUGGUUUACCCCAAUAAUGAUCCAGUCAUGUUUAUGGUAGCUUUUUAUGGAUGUCUCCUGGCAGAAGUGAUUCCAGUGCCAAUAGAGGUACCUCUUACCAGAAAGGAUGCCGGAGGUCAGCAGAUUGGCUUCUUGCUAGGAAGCUGUGGUAUUGCCUUAGCUCUAACCAGUGAAGUUUGCCUAAAGGGUCUGCCAAAAACACAGAAUGGAGAAAUUGUACAGUUUAAAGGUUGGCCCCGGCUCAAGUGGGUUGUAACAGACUCCAAGUACCUUUCAAAGCCACCUAAAGACUGGCAGCCCCACAUCUCUCCUGCUGGUACAGAACCUGCAUACAUUGAGUAUAAAACAAGCAAAGAAGGGAGUGUAAUGGGAGUUACAGUGUCCCGGCUUGCAAUGUUGUCUCACUGCCAAGCUCUGUCACAGGCCUGCAAUUAUUCUGAAGGAGAAACAGUCGUUAAUGUUUUAGACUUCAAGAAGGAUGCUGGGCUGUGGCAUGGCAUGUUUGCGAAUGUAAUGAAUAAGAUGCAUACAAUUAGUGUACCCUACUCUGUUAUGAAGACCUGUCCUCUGUCUUGGGUCCAGAGAGUCCAUGCCCACAAAGCCAAAGUAGCUUUAGUAAAAUGUCGAGACUUGCACUGGGCUAUGAUGGCACAUCGGGACCAAAGGGAUGUAAGCCUGAGUUCUCUCCGAAUGUUAAUUGUAACUGAUGGAGCUAAUCCCUGGUCUGUGUCAUCCUGUGAUGCCUUUCUGAGUCUGUUCCAAAGCCAUGGACUGAAACCUGAGGCCAUCUGUCCAUGUGCUACAUCUGCCGAAGCCAUGACUGUAGCAAUCCGCAGGCCUGGAGUUCCAGGAGCUCCUUUGCCAGGAAGAGCCAUUCUCUCAAUGAAUGGGUUGAGCUAUGGGGUAAUACGGGUCAAUACUGAAGAUAAAAAUUCAGCACUGACAGUCCAGGAUGUGGGGCAUGUAAUGCCUGGCGGGAUGAUGUGCAUUGUGAAGCCAGAUGGACCUCCCCAGCUGUGCAAAACAGAUGAAAUUGGAGAAAUCUGUGUUAGCUCAAGAACUGGAGGCAUGAUGUACUUUGGCCUUGCUGGUGUGACCAAAAAUACAUUUGAGGUGAUUCCAGUGAAUUCUGCAGGCUCUCCUGUUGGAGAUGUACCAUUCAUCCGGUCAGGAUUGCUAGGAUUUGUAGGGCCAGGUAGCUUGGUGUUUGUGGUUGGAAAAAUGGACGGAUUACUGAUGGUUAGUGGUCGAAGACAUAAUGCUGAUGACAUUGUUGCUACUGGAUUGGCUGUUGAGUCCAUAAAGACUGUUUAUAGAGGAAGAAUUGCUGUGUUUUCUGUGUCUGUAUUUUAUGACGAGCGCAUUGUGGUGGUUGCGGAACAAAGACCCGAUGCCUCUGAAGAAGACAGCUUCCAGUGGAUGAGCCGGGUGCUGCAGGCAAUUGAUAGCAUUCAUCAAGUGGGAGUUUAUUGUCUUGCUCUGGUGCCUGCCAAUACAUUGCCAAAAACUCCACUAGGAGGGAUUCAUAUAUCUCAGACGAAACAGCUUUUUCUGGAAGGAUCUUUACAUCCUUGCAAUAUCCUCAUGUGCCCACACACCUGUGUGACGAAUUUGCCAAAACCUCGGCAAAAGCAACCAGGUGUAGGCCCUGCUUCCGUGAUGGUUGGGAAUCUGGUUGCUGGAAAACGCAUAGCACAAGCUGCAGGAAGGGAUCUGGGGCAAAUUGAAGAGAAUGAUUUAGUGAGGAAGCACCAGUUUCUGGCAGAGAUUUUGCAGUGGCGAGCCCAGGCAACUCCUGAUCAUAUACUCUUCAUGUUGCUAAAUGCCAAGGGAACUACUGUAUGCACAGCCAGCUGCCUUCAGCUUCAUAAGCGAGCAGAGAGGAUUGCAUCAGUUCUUGGUGACAAAGGACAUCUAAAUGCAGGAGAUAACGUUGUGUUGCUCUACCCACCUGGCAUCGAGUUAAUUGCUGCAUUCUAUGGGUGCCUGUAUGCAGGGUGUAUACCUGUGACUGUCCGACCCCCUCAUGCUCAGAACCUUACUGCAACAUUGCCCACUGUUCGCAUGAUUGUUGAUGUCAGCAAAGCAGCAUGUAUUCUCACCACUCAAACCCUAAUGAGGUUACUAAGGUCCCGAGAAGCAGCAGCAGCUGUGGAUGUGAAAACCUGGCCAGCCAUCAUUGACACAGAUGAUUUACCCAGGAAAAGGUUACCUCAGCUGUAUAAACCACCUACACCUGAGAUGUUGGCAUAUCUUGAUUUUAGUGUCUCCACAACUGGCAUGCUUACAGGAGUGAAGAUGUCCCACUCUGCAGUUAAUGCUCUUUGUAGAGCCAUCAAGCUCCAGUGUGAGUUGUAUUCUUCUCGGCAGAUCGCCAUCUGCCUUGACCCUUACUGUGGACUUGGCUUUGCACUCUGGUGUCUCUGCAGUGUCUAUUCAGGUCACCAGUCCAUCUUAAUUCCUCCUAUGGAGUUAGAAAAUAACCUUUUCCUCUGGCUCACCACUGUCAACCAGUACAAAAUAAGGGACACUUUCUGCUCCUAUUCAGUAAUGGAGCUUUGCACUAAAGGAUUGGGAAACCAAGUGGAGGUGCUAAAGACAAGGGGGAUUAACCUCUCCUGCAUCCGGACCUGUGUGGUGGUGGCAGAGGAGCGGCCCCGCAUUGCCCUCCAGCAGUCCUUCUCCAAGCUCUUUAAAGACAUUGGUCUGUCCCCUCGAGCCGUCAGUACCACUUUUGGAUCAAGAGUCAACGUGGCAAUAUGUUUACAGGGAACCUCAGGGCCUGAUCCAACUACUGUAUAUGUAGAUCUGAAAUCAUUAAGACAUGACAGGGUUCGUCUUGUGGAACGGGGUGCUCCCCAGAGUCUGCUGCUCUCAGAGUCUGGAAAGAUUUUACCUGGAGUGAAAGUGGUUAUUGUUAAUCCUGAGACCAAAGGGCCUGUUGGAGACUCUCACCUGGGUGAGAUCUGGGUGAAUAGUCCACAUACAGCCAGUGGCUACUACACCAUCUAUGAUAGUGAGACUCUUCAAGCUGAUCAUUUCAACACUCGCCUCAGCUUUGGGGAUGCUGCUCAGACACUCUGGGCUCGGACAGGAUACCUUGGGUUUGUCCGCAGAACUGAGCUCACAGCAGCCACUGGAGAGCGUCAUGAUGCAUUAUAUGUGGUGGGAGCUUUGGAUGAAACACUGGAGCUGCGAGGAUUACGAUACCACCCAAUUGAUAUUGAGACCUCAGUGUCUCGAGUCCACAGGAGCAUUGCUGAAUGUGCUGUGUUCACGUGGACCAACUUGCUUGUGGUGGUUGUGGAACUGUGCGGCUCUGAACAGGAAGCUCUAGAUCUGGUUCCUUUAGUGACCAAUGUGGUCCUAGAAGAGCAUUACCUCAUCGUUGGUGUUGUUGUUGUGGUGGACCCAGGUGUCAUCCCAAUCAACUCCAGAGGAGAGAAGCAGAGGAUGCACCUCCGUGACAGCUUCCUGGCUGACCAGUUAGACCCCAUCUAUGUGGCUUACAACAUGUAGCUAUCCUUGUAGGGGCUGUCAAGGCCAUCCCAAGAAUCAGACUGAAGACCCAUGGCUAGGAGCUGGUUUCCAAAUGAUGUGAAAUAAGCUGAGAUGCCUGCAUUAUAUCCUUCAUCUCAUCCUGUGGAAUUCUGCAAUCAUACAAUACACAGGAAAGGGGAUUCUGUGGUGGCAAAUGAAAAAAAUGUUAACAGUCUAUUAGACCUUAGCUUUGACCAGUGUGAGCAACACGUAACUAAAGCAAUUAUUUGCAUGUUGCAUUUUUUUCA